Leucoraja erinaceus (little skate) is the source of this 3772-nucleotide messenger RNA. RefSeq names its product secreted frizzled-related protein 2 (gene sfrp2). The coding region runs from base 181 to 1059 and encodes 292 amino acids. Gene Ontology annotation, biological process: non-canonical Wnt signaling pathway; negative regulation of canonical Wnt signaling pathway; canonical Wnt signaling pathway. Gene Ontology annotation, molecular function: Wnt-protein binding. The transcript is spliced from 3 exons. NCBI's taxonomy places the organism in Eukaryota, Metazoa, Chordata, Chondrichthyes, Rajiformes, Rajidae. The record is from RefSeq and is a predicted model, not a curated record.
ACAAACGCCAGUAACUCUUCACAUUAACUCCUCCCAUUCUUUUUCCCCCCAAUAUUAGACCUCAGAGGAACCAGUGGCAAUAUUUUCCUGAGCACUCAGACAAUUUCUAAUCACGGCACCGGCGAGUAUAAAACAACACUGGUUAAAGAAUAGUACAUUUGCUCGCAAUACUUUGCAAUAAUGCACCCUUUGAACGCAGCGACCUGCCUUAUCCUCGCUGCAUUAAAUGUGGGGAGUGUCAAACAAGCAGAGUCCAGCAGCAGCAGCAGCAGCAAAGGUGGUCAUUGUGAAUCAAUACCCACCGCGAUGGAGCUGUGUCGCGGUAUUGAGUACACCGAGAUGAUGAGGCUCCCUAACCUGCUGGGACAUGAAACUAUAGAUGAGGUGCUGCAGCAGGCCAGCGCAUGGAUCCCGCUGGUGCAAAAGCAGUGUCACGCCGACACCAAGAAGUUUCUCUGCUCCCUCUUUGCUCCGGUGUGCAUCGACGAGCUGGACGAACCGGUGCGGCCGUGUCGCUCGCUGUGCGUGCAGGUGAGGAAGGGCUGCUCUCCAGUCAUGUCAGCCUUCGGCUUCCCCUGGCCGGACAUGCUGGCGUGCAACCGCUUCCCAGAGGACAACGAUCUCUGCAUCCCACCCGCCGACUCCAACCAAUAUGUCCCCGCGACCAGAGACGAACUAAAGGUCUGCGAUGCAUGCAAAGAAGGCGAGCAAAACGACAAUGAAAUUGUCGAGAAAUACUGCAAAAAUGACUUUGCUCUGAAAAUAAAAGUGCAGGAGAUCUCCUACAGCAACGGGGACACAAUGAUCGUCCCUGAGACUAAAAGCAAGACGAUCUACAAGCUGAAUGGAGUGACCGAGAAGGAUCUGAAGAAGAGCGUGUUGUGGUUGAAGGGUGGUCUGCAAUGUCUUUGUGACGAGAUGAACGAUAUCACUGCUGCCUACUUAGUGAUGGGACAAAAGCUGGAUGGUAACCUAAUCAUUACCUCAGUGAAGAGAUGGCAGAAAGGUCAGCGAGAGUUUAAGAGGAUUGCCCGGAGCAUCCGCAAACAGAAAUGUUAAAUUGCGGUCAGUUGACCUCCCAGUCAUAUUAGUAAACCGUGCACAAUAUCCGUCGUGGUUUGUACCCCCCACGCCACAUGCUAUAACCUAUACCCAUUAUGUGUUUUAAAUAUAUAAGCUCCCUUUUCUUAGUUCAACUGGAUCACAUUAAUUUUUUUAUACUUAAUUAUACUUUUUUUUAUCGCCCAAGAGUAUUUCGUUUCAUGCUUUGUUGCUUAACUUUUGAUUUAAUUUUAAUUCCACAUCUAGUGGAAUAUACUAAUGAGACAUAGAGUCAAACAGCACAAAAACAGGCCCUUCGGCCCACUCACACGUGCCAACCAAGGUGCCCCAUCUCAGCUGCAUCCAUUUGCCCGUGUUUAACAUAUGUCCCUCAAAACCUUUCCUAGACAUGUAAUUGUCCAAAUGACGUUAAAAGAUUAUCAUACCUGCCUCAACUACUUCCUCAGGGAGAUUAUUCUAUAUACCCACUCGUGCUCUCUAGUUCUUGAUUCCUACCCUGAGAAGGGUAGGGUCUACCCAACACUGGGAAAAGGACUGUGCAUUUCCCCCUCAAUUUUACAUACCUCUAUGAUGUUACCCCUCAGCCUCAGACACUCCAAGGAAUACAGUCCUAGCCUGUCCAAUGCCUACUUACAGCCCAGGCUCCUGAGUCAUGGCAGCAUCUUCGUAAAUCUCCCCUACGCUCUUUCCAGAUUAAUGGCAUCUCCCCGAGAGGACAAUGACCAAAACUGAACACAAUGUUCCAAGUGUGGCCUCGCCCACAUCUUGUACAACUGUAACAAAAUAUCGUCUGUCGUUGUAACAUAUACUCCUAACUGUAACUCCUAACCACCCCCAUCGACUCCGUCCAAGGACCCCGACAGUCCUUUCAACUGAGACAGAGGUUCACUUGCUCCUCCUACAACCUCACCUACUGUUUCCACUGUUCCAGGUGUGGACUCGUGUAUAUUGGCGAGACCAAGCGCAGGCUCUGCGAUCGCUUUUUGCUGACCAGCUCCGCUCAGUCCGCCUAAACCCACCUGAUCUCCCGGUUGCUCAGCACUUUAACUCCCCCUCCCAUUCCCACACUGACCUUUCUGGCCUGGGCCUCCUCCAUUGUCAGAGUGAAGCCCAGCUCAAAUUGGAGGAACAACACCUCAUAUUUCGCUUGAGCAGCUUACACCCCAGCGGUAAGAACAUUGACUUCUCUAACUUCAAGUAGCCCUUGCUUUCCCUCUCUCCAUCCCCUCCCCCUUCCCAGUUCUCCCACCAGUCUUACUGUCUGACUAAAUUCUAUCUCUGUACCGCCCACUCCAUUGACAUCAGUCUGAAGAAGGGUCUCGACCUGAAACGUCACCCAUUCCUUCUCUCCAGGGAUGCUGAGUUACUCCAACAUUUUGUGUCCACAGCUAACUGUAGGUAAUUUCCCCGACUGAUGAAGAGCAACAUGACAAAAGCCUCCUUCAGUUUAUUUACUUUGUUGUCACAUGUACCGAGGUACAGUGAAAAACUUUUUGUUGCGUGCUGAUCAGUCAGCAGAAAGACAAUACAUGAUUACAAUCGAUCCAUUUAAACCAGCAUCUGCAGUUCCUUCCUACACUAAUACCAUUAAAAUUGGCCAUGCCCCAAUUUAUGCACGAUUAUUGUAAAGCUAAUAAAACCAUGAUUGCUGGUGCCAAAGGACUCAACAUUCAGUCACUGGCCCUGCCCAAUUCUCUAAGAAUAGGUCAAGCUUUGCUCUCUCCCAUGUAGGGCACUCUACAUAUUGCCUGAGGAAAGAUUUUUCACUAUAUUUAACAACUUCAACCCAAUCGAAGCCCUUAGCAUCAUGGCAAUCCCAGACUGAAUUGAGAAAGUUAAAAUCCACUGUUAGGAUAGCCCUAUUAUUCAACGUAUUAUUCAAACGCAAACUGGGCGAUCGUUUCGCUGAAAACCUUCGCUCUCUCCGCCCGAACCUGAUCUCCCUGUUGCUAAACACUUUUAAUUCUCCUUUACAUUCCCACACAGACCUUUCUGUCCUCGGUCUCCUCCAUUGUCAUAGUGAACCUAAACGCAAAUUGGAGGAAAGUAUCUCACAUUUUGUUUGGGCAGUUGCAGUCGAGUUGUAUGAAUAUUGAUUCCCCCAACUUCAAGUAACCCCAGCAUUCCCUCGCUCUCUCUCCCUCCCCCAUCCGUUCAAGUUCAAGAGUUCAAGAGAGUUUAUCGUUUUCACCCAACAAACAGCUAACAAUGGCCUUUCCUCGAUCAUCGUAACUUUUUUGCACAUCUUUCAUUCAUUGUUCUUUAUCUCUCUACAUCAUCGCAUAUAUCUCUCGUUUCCCUUUUCCCUAACUAGUCUGAAGAAGGGACUCGACCCAAAAUGUCACCCAUUCCUUCUCUCCAGAGUGCUGCCUGUCCCGCUGAGUUACUCCAGCAUUUUGUGUCUAUCUUCGGUUUAAACCAACAUCUGCAGUUCCUUCCUUAACAUGAUGCCUAGUUAAACUGAUCUCAUCUGCUUGAUCCAUAUUCCUCUACUCUGUGCACUUCCAUGUGCCUAUCCUUAAAGCCUCUGAAACACCACUAUUGUUUCUACCUUCAGCACCACCCCUGGCAAUGUGUUCCCCCUCUUACCUUAUAGCUAUGCCCUCUAGUGUUGGACAUUUCCACCCUGGGGAAAAACGUUCUGACUGUCUACCCUAUCUAUGCCAUUCAUAAUUUUACAUACUUCUAUCAAGUCUCCUUUCAACCUCCA